Molecule: messenger RNA, 2596 nt
Organism: Varanus komodoensis (Komodo dragon)
Lineage: Eukaryota; Metazoa; Chordata; Lepidosauria; Squamata; Varanidae
Gene: FOXA3
Product: forkhead box A3
Exons: 2
Coding region: 424-1671 (415 amino acids)
Biological process (GO): regulation of transcription by RNA polymerase II; anatomical structure morphogenesis; cell differentiation
Molecular function (GO): transcription factor binding; RNA polymerase II cis-regulatory region sequence-specific DNA binding; protein domain specific binding
Source: RefSeq, a predicted model, not a curated record
UCUGAGGACACCCAGCAGCCAACUCUGGGCAGCAGCAGCUGCAGCGGACUCAGCAAGCGCACCCCAAAGCAGCGCCCCCCCCCCCCGCCUGCGAGCCUCGGUGUCCCAACUCGGACAGAUUGUCCUAUUCGGUUCUGCACUAUGGGAGUCUGUUGACUCCCCAACCUGGGGGCAGCCUUCCCUCUCCGUCACCACUGCGCGUUUUCGAAAAAGGCGCAGGCACGUAAUUCGGCUCUGGACUGCUCAUUUUGGCUGGGUGAAAUCAGGCUCUGUUUCAAAAAUAACACGUUCUUGAGGAACAGAAGAAGAAGAAGAAAAGAAGGACCCUCCGUUCCCCAAGAUAGCAAUUCCAGGAUUUUCCUUUUUAACUAGAACACAUAGACACGAUAUUACUUCAUUUUUUUUUCUUUCCGGGAUUUUGGAAUGCUGGGCUCCAUCAAAAUGGAAUCGCACGACAUUUCUGAAUGGACAUCAUACUAUAACGAACCCACGGAGGUCUUUCCUUCAGUGAGCACCAUGACCUCCAGCCUGGGGCCUAUGAACCCGAUCAAUUCCUACGUGACGUUGAACCCGCUCAGUUCCCCCAGUUCCAUGAACAUGACGUACCCGAGCAGCGGCCUGGCCAGCCCGUCGCUGACGGGGCUCACCAACGCCAGCAGCCCCAUGGGCCUCCCCACAGUGGCGUCCCCGGUCAGCCCGGUGCUGACGCCCCUGGGGGCUCAGGCACCCGCUCUCAAUUCGCUGUCCUCCUAUCCAAAUGUCGGCCAGCCCAUGGCCCCUCUGGGCUACUCUCCGUCGAGCAUGAACCGGCCCAAGGAGAUCAGCAAGUCCUACCGGCGCACCCUGACCCACGCCAAGCCGCCCUACUCGUACAUCUCGCUCAUCACCAUGGCGAUUCAGCAGGCCCCGAGCAAGAUGCUGACUCUCAACGAGAUCUACCAGUGGAUCAUGGACCUCUUCCCCUACUACCGCGAGAACCAGCAGCGCUGGCAGAACUCCAUCCGCCACUCGCUCUCCUUCAACGACUGCUUCGUCAAGGUGGCCCGUUCCCCGGACAAGCCCGGCAAAGGGUCCUACUGGGCUCUCCACCCAAAUUCCGGCAACAUGUUCGAGAACGGCUGCUACCUGAGGCGCCAGAAGCGUUUCAAAAUUGAGGACAAGGCCAAGAAGCCCAACUCCAAAGCUUCCGGCGCCCAAGACCAGCCCCCAAAGAUUCCCGAAGGUCUUCAAGAAGGCCAGAGCUCAGAGGGCGCCGAGUCAGGCCAUUCAGACACCUCCCAUGGGUCCGAGGAGCAGAGGGGCCUGGUCCAGCUGGACUGCUCGGGGGGCCAGGGCUCCUCCCCAGCGUCUGAGGCCUCCCCAGCCCCCAUCUCCCAGUCUAUGAACAGCCACUACUUCGCCACCUCCAUUACCAACCUGGAUCUUCCAAGUGAGCUCAAAAUGGACCCUCAGUUCAACUUCAACCACCCCUUUUCCAUCACCAACCUGAUGUCUUCGGAGCAGAGCCACAAGAUCGACCUGAAGUCCUACGAGCAGGCCAUGGCGUACAGCGGCUACGGCUCCCCACACGCCGUGGAAGGCAAGCACGCCUACGAGACGUCCACCUCCCUCAGCGAGACCGGCUCCUACUAUCAAAGCCUCUACAGCCGCUCGCUGCUCAACGCUUCCUAAGGCGGUCGCCCUGCCACCACCAGGAGGAACGGAGGCGGCGGCCAGAACGAAGAGCACCCCUGCCUCGUGCCCCCGUCACCAGCAAGGCGUUUCCUCCGUGGCCAACCCGCCACGACCUGGCUGGGGCAAAGGCGCGACCCACGGACCGCGCGCUUUCCGGACCUCAAGAGCUCGACGGCCGCCAAGCGCUCCUUCAGAGGCCUUCACUUCAUUUCCGUAGACUCGCUUGGCCAUGACGACUAGGGGGCUGCAAGGAGGAGGAGGAGGUCGUCCCGGCCGUGCUGCCAUCAGCCCACGGCCUGCUGGGUAAAAGCGGCCGGCGAUCCACCUUCACUUCGGUUUGCCUGUGCUGUCGGGCCCCCGAGGGCCAGUCGCAGCAUCCCCAGAAGAUGGCCCCCAGCAAGCUUCUUACAGAUUGAUGCAGAUACGUGAUCCCUCCAGGAGUGGAGUGCCCUCGGAUGGGUCCGUGCACAGGGGAACGGAACGGAAAGGAACGGAACGGAACGAAGAGUCAGCCGUCUGGAGCAAACCGGGGCACAUCCCUCAGCCUGGAACAUGUGACUUUCUUGUCUCAAACAGAUGUUACAGUCUAUGGUUAAACUCUUGUUUUGGCAAUCGCAAACCCACCUAUUUAGGUCAGAAUCACACAUGGCGGGACUCCGUUGUUACACAUACACAAAGGGGUUUGGUUACACUAAAGACAAUUUAGGCCUCAACCUGAAGAGAAGCAGGAAGAGUAUAGUUCAGAAUUUUUUAAAGUGGCUUUAUAUUUAAAUAUUUGUGCUUUCUGUUGGGAAAAAGGGUAAGAAUUGAUUUAAUAUAUCAUACUUUAGAGACGAUUCAGGGGGGUGCCUCUGUUUUCCAUGUGUGUGAGUCUCUCUCUUUUUAAGGUAUUAAUGAUAAUUAAAACAGUAUGCAGGUUUUU